Messenger RNA from Sinocyclocheilus rhinocerous, 3842 nucleotides. RefSeq names its product histone deacetylase complex subunit SAP130-like. The coding region runs from base 214 to 3300 and encodes 1028 amino acids. Gene Ontology annotation, cellular component: Sin3-type complex. Gene Ontology annotation, biological process: negative regulation of transcription by RNA polymerase II. The transcript is spliced from 21 exons. Lineage: Eukaryota; Metazoa; Chordata; Actinopteri; Cypriniformes; Cyprinidae. The record is from RefSeq and is a predicted model, not a curated record.
UUUGUUUGCAAAUAAAUGCUGUGGUCCGUGUCUAAACAUGAACUAUCAUACAUGUGCCACACUGAACUCUAGAGCUGGAGUCUCAAACCCUAACGGUACUCCUGAAUGGGGCCACCAUCGUGCAUUUUACAUCCAGCCCUAGUUAGAGACGCACCAUAAUCAUGUAUUCUAAAUCUCUGGGGUUGCUUGAAGAGUACACAUAAUAAACACAAGAUGAGUUCUCAGCAGUUUCCCAGAGCUGCUCUGCCUCCUUCUGGAGCUGGACCGGGUCAGACGUCUACUGACAGCGGCGUCCUAGGCACACAACCAGUAGGCAGUGAAGACAGUAGCCGUGAAGUGGAUCACUCUCAGGAUCCUCCGCCUGGCAGCAGCAGUGGCAGUGCAGGUGGAAUUGCAUCGUUCCGUGAUGAUAAGCAGGAGAUGGUGGUGGUCAGGCCCUACCCACAGGUCCAAGCUCUAGGCCAGCCUCCUGCUCUGCCCCAGCAUGUGCCUAUCCAGCCCAGCCCUCCUGUAACUGUGGCCGCCCCAUCAGUCCAACUACUACAGGGCCAGCAGUCCAGUGUCAGCGAGGGAUCAGUGAAGGCUGCCCUGAAGUCACCUAUGCCCAGUCGUCUUAUAGCACCUGCUCCAGCCGUUAGCCAAGGUCAUAUACCUGUUCCAGCCAAAGUGUCUGGACAUAUCACAGUUCCCCUUGAGAGCAGCAUUGCUCCAGCCUCUAUACCAGUGGCAACCUUCAGCGGUCAGCAGGGACAGAGUAACCUGCAUCAACUAAUGGCCACUAAUGUGCAGAUCUUCAGGGGCAGUGCACCUGCGCUACAGAUCGCAUCUCCUGCUCCUCCCCACACUUUCACCUCCCAUCUGCCCAGAGGUGCAGCUGCUGCAGCUGUCAUGUCUAGCACUAAAGGCCCUACUGUUCUCAGACCAGCCGGAGGAGGAAACGCAGGCCCUAGCCAACCUGCAGCUGUGCAGCACAUUAUACAUCAGCCUAUUCAGUCUCGACCUUUAGUAACCACCUCGACUGCUGUUCUGCCCACUAUGGUGGCUCCCAUCCCAGCUGCUAGAACCCAGUCCCCAGUCAUCAACACCCCUGUCACACAUGCUGCAGAGAUGGUUCAUGGGCGACCAGUAACCAUUCACCCUCCACCAACCACCAUCAACAUCCAGCGUCCCCCCACUCCCCGGGACACUGCCACGCGUAUCACCCUUCCCUCCCACCCAGCUAUUGGAGCCCAGAAGGCCCAGCUGCCUCACACCGUCACACAGAAACCGAUCUUCAACACUGUGACCCCAGUUGCUGCCGCCACUGUAGCUCCUAUCUUAGCUACCAACUCUGCUUCAUCAGCCACCACUACAGGCUCUUCACCACAUACUCAAAUGACCAGUAACACUAUUGUCACCAUGACAAUGGCCUCUCACUCCUCCCAUACUACAGCUGUGACCACCUCUGCCAUCCCUGUCGCUAAAGUGGUUCCUCAACCGAUUGCCCACACUUCCCCACGCAUCCAGCCAGAGUACCCAGGGGAAAGAACCAACCUGAUUCCCAUCCCAGGUCAUCGCUCUUCUCCAAACCCUGUCACCAUGGAGGCUCGCAGCGAUAACAGGCCGUCAGUGCCAGUGCAGUUUCAGUACUUCUUACCCACAUACCCCUCAUCCCCAUAUCCUCUAACCCACACCUACACCCCCAUUACCAGCUCGGUCUCCACCAUCCGCCCUUACCCAGUCACGGCUCCAUCUCAGAGCUCAGCUCUUCCUGCUCAGGCAGGUGUUGGUGUGGCCACCACUGUGCACUUGAACCCCAUGCAGCUGAUGGCAGUGGAUCGCAUUGGUCUACAGUCUGCCCAGAUCAGCACUCAGAACAUUCAGCCAGCCUCUAUGACUGCUCAGGGCAUUCAACCUGCACCAAUAGGAGUUCAGGGGCUGCAUGCCACUGCACCAAUCAGCACCCAGAGCGUACAGCAGGCUCCAGUCGCCACACAACAGCCACAGUCAGAAGCAAAACCACCAGGUGUUGUUUUGGCUGAAAGUCCUGCUUUUGUCACAAAUCCAAUCGGGAGCACUUUUAGUGGCACACAGCCUGUCACUACGAUGGUGCCGACACACCCCCAGGGGGCGGCUACAGGUGCACCCACACUUGUCUCCUCCCCCCGACCUAGCAUCCUUCGCAAAAAAACUGUGAACGAGGGGGCAGUGCGUAAAAGUCUGAUCCCAGCGCAGCCAAGUGAGCAUAUCGCUGGCCGAGUGGAUAGUGGGAUAAGGCUCUCAGGAUCCCCUCGCCCAGCGGGAGUGAAGCCCAAAUCUGAUGUUCAUGUUGCAAUGGCGCCCCCAGUAAUGGCAACUGUGGAGGCUCUUCCGAGUCACGGAGGUGAGCAGCAGGCACUGUCCACUCCUACCCAGCAUCACUCACAGGCCAUUCCCACCCUUCUGGCCCCACCAGCUCCAACGCCUCCCUCUCAGCCCACUGCCAUUCUUUCAGCCCUGCCUGCAGCCAUGGCUGUCACUCCCCCUGUGCCUGCCUCCAUGGCCAAUGCAGUGGCUUCUCCCACUCAGCCAGCGGCCACCAGCACUGCUGCCCUGAGCUCCACCCUUCCAGAGGUUAAAGUGAAACAGGAAACUGAGCCAAUGGACACUACACAAGCAGUGCCCAUGGCUCCUUCUUCAGCAGGUCCAGCUCCAUCCCUCUCCUCCCAGGCCUCCACCCUGGCCAUAUCUACUCAACCCGGAGACCUCCUGCCUGGGGCCUCUCCAAGAAAAAAACCCCGCAAACAGCAGCAUGUGAUCUCCACUGAGGAGACAGAGAUGGUGGAGACCAACAGCACAGACGAAGAGAGAGCUAGCAGCCGAGCUUCAGGAAACAGACCUGGAAGACAUGAGUCUCCACCUAGGGAAUAUGUUGAUGAGGACGGUGUUCGUUAUGUACCAGUCCGCCCCAGACCUCCCCUUACUCUGUUGCGCCAAUACCGUAACCCAUGGAAGGCUGCCUAUCACCAUUUCCAGAGGUACAGUGACAUCAGAGUCAAAGAGGAGAAGAAAGGAAGCCUUCAGGAAAUGGCCAAUCAGAGAGGAGUAGCAUGUCGAGCUCAGGGCUGGAAAGUGCACCUGUGUGCUGCACAGCUGCUACAGCUGACUAACUUGGAGCAUGACGGCAACAUGCAGCGCUGCAAGCUUGUGAUGGAUCAGGUGGCUGAAGCUCGCGACACCAUGAUGAAAGUACUGGACCAUAAGGACAGAGUCCUGAAGCUGCUCAACAAGAACGGAACUCCCAAGAAGAGCACCAAAUUAAAGCGCAAGGAGCGGGCAUAGAUGCCACUCCAUGGUCUUAAGCUUUGUCCUUCAGCAUAGUCGAACACAGGAAUGCUCUUCAAAAGCUGGACCUGUCAUGGUUUAUCAGGUUGCUGUGCACAAUCGUCUACUUACUUUUACAGUCUCAAAGAGAGCGAAAGACAGUCGUAAACCAUCAAAUUGUUUUUACAGGAACUGCUGCUUACUGUGGACUGUCAGACUGUCCAUUGGGUAUGAGGCAGCCUGGUUAACCAAUGCAAUACUUUUUUAAAAGUAUUCCAUUUUAGAAGAAACAUUUUGUCUUAUUUUUUUAUUUUAUUUUUUUAGUUGUAGAGGCAAUGCUUUUUGGGUAAUGGACCUUAAAGAUCAGAAAGGUCAUGUUUGCUAGAUGUAACUUUUGUAUUUAGUUUGAAUCACACCAAGUACACACUGCGCACAUUCUCACUGGAGUGUGCUAGCUUUCCAUGUUUUGGUGCCUUGUAACAUGGGUGAAACUGGGAUUUUUUUAUGUGCGUGAAAUACAAAAGUUAAAGUUAAUCGCUUCCCGAUUAGCCAGAAAUUAA